Molecule: messenger RNA, 576 nt
Organism: Lynx canadensis (Canada lynx)
Lineage: Eukaryota; Metazoa; Chordata; Mammalia; Carnivora; Felidae
Product: 60S ribosomal protein L17-like
Biological process (GO): cytoplasmic translation
Cellular component (GO): ribosome; cytosolic large ribosomal subunit
Molecular function (GO): structural constituent of ribosome
Source: RefSeq, a predicted model, not a curated record
AUUGCUCGCUCUUCACCUGACCCGGGAACCCCCACAAAAUCGUGCCAAUCAAGAGGUUCAAGCCUUCAUGUUCACUUUAAGAACACACGUGAAACUGCCCAGGCCUUCAAGGGUAGGCGUAUCCGAAAAGUCACCACGUCUCUGAAAGACGUCACUUUGCAGAAGCAAUUACAACGCUACAAUGGAGUUGGUAGGUGUGUCCAGGCCAAACAGUGGGGCUGGGCACAGGGUCGGUGGCCCAAAAAGAGUGCUGCAUUUUUACUGCACGUGCUUAAAAAUGCAGAGAGUAAGGCUGAACUUAAGGGUUUACAUGUAGAUUCUCUGGUCAUGGAGCACAUCCGGGUGAACAAAGCCCCCAAGAUGCGGCACAGAACUUACAGGGCUCACGGUCAGAUUAACCCACACGUGAGCUCUCCCUGCCACAUUGAGAUGAUCCUUACAGAAAAAGAGCAGAGUGGUCCUAAACCAGAAGAGGAAGUUGCACAGAAGAAACAGAUAUCACAGAAGAAACCGGAGAAACUAAAACUUAUGGCCUGGGAGUAAAUUCUGCAUAAAAUACAUGCAAAUAAAAGUCAA